AUGAAUCUAGUGAACAUCGUACAACAUCUUGAUUUAACUAAAGCCGAAUUUGGUUCCGAAGCUACAACAACAACACGGGAUAUAAUAUUUGCUUCGCAGCAGUUAUUUGAAAUAUUCAAAACUUUCCAACACAGUUACUUCAGCGAACUCCAUACUUAUCACCCUCUUGAAUUUGAUGAUAAAUACGAUGCUAUGAUUGAUGAAGAAGAGAGUAGUGAUGAGUCGGAUGAUUAUGAAGAAAACCAGGAACAAGUAUUAGAAAUCAUUUCACUUUGGAAGAGAUGA
Molecule: messenger RNA, 285 nt
Organism: Rotaria socialis
Lineage: Eukaryota; Metazoa; Rotifera; Eurotatoria; Philodinida; Philodinidae
Source: the annotation of a GenBank genome assembly